GGUUCUCGUUUUCCAGUACUCUUGCUGGAUUUACCUUUAUUUGAUAAGUUACCGGUAAACACAAUGAAAAACUCUGCAAAAGAUCACCAACCCUCGAGACGGGAGGAGGAGGGCUUGAGGGGAAAUAGUGCGAACACAGCGAAUCGACGAAGGUCGUGGAAGACGACUGCUGCCAUAAAUUCAGCGAUAGUGCUUCAAGCAAGUCAACUAAAACUUGAGUUAAAUAUAACUAAUAACUUUGUCAACAAAAUCUCGUUGGCACAAUUUUUGUCUUCGUUACAGCUUUCUGGUCAUGGAUGUCAGAACUUCUGCCAUUCAAACAUAGCCAUACACAGAGUGACAGCUCACGCAUUUUUCAGUGCCCCAUUUUUGCGUGCAGGUGAAGAUUCGCUUCAAAUGGCAGAUCUGCAGAAGAUAAAUAUGAGUGAGUGGAAGGUGAUGUAAAUAACCGGAAGAAUUCAUCUGCCCUUGCUCAACCUUUCAGCCAAUCCACAUCAUUCCUCCACAAAAAAAAAAAAAAAAUAUGGUCAAACCAGCAACUACAAGCAGCGACUAAUUUUUGCUCGUUGAAAAUGUGUCUAUCUUGGAAAACUUAAACUCAUCACAGGCUGAAAAUUCGCUUUUUAAGCAAAUGUGCGUGUGAGACCGUCGUCCUGAGCCGUUUUUCAGCAUCUCAGGCCGACAGUGCAUCCAGCAGGACGAUAGUUACUCCUGAGAUAGAAUGAUCGCCAACCUUAGAGAGGUUUAACUAUGAGCUAUCCGGUCUCUAAUGCAGGUCAUAUUUUGAUAAUGAACUAUAACGCAAGGCUUUUGCAGGCCCCAGUUGUACUUUUUCAUGCCAAUGGACAACAGAAUAUCACUUCGGGCACUGAGGGGCUUAUUCUGGCAACAUGCCCCGGGAUGAAGAUACAUAAGUCGGGGCCAAUAUCUUCUUCAAUCGAAUUUAUAUUCACCUCCUUCUUGAAGCUGAUAAUCCCGAUCAUCUCCCUGCCAGCCAUGAUGUUGUUCAGAACUACCUUUCUUUCACUCAGCCUGUGGACUCUCUGUGUGCUGGCGCAAUCGCUGCAGCAGGCUCUUCGUGACAAUGGACAUAUUCGAUUUGCCGACUUUCUUGCAAGUGAUCCUCCAUUUGAAUUAGAUCCGACUGCAUCUUCCGCUUUCAUCCUCGCUCCGAUAGAUGCUGCCUUUGAUGAUCAACCAAACGGCAUCCUGGGUCGCAGGGCCGCCUUACAGAAGGAUUCAGCGGAAUACUACACCGGUGAGAACGGAAACGCGAGACGGGGCUUGUUAACACCUGAUGAGACGGUGGUCGAAACAUUCUUUACGAACCCUCAAUACGUGAAUCUCAACGGCCGUGGUCAAGUCUUUAUCAGGCAACCAACGCUGCUGGGAUUAUUCGAAAGGAUAUCCAGCGGCCUUCAAGAGAGCGUUAACAUUGUGUCGGGCGAUAUUCCAUUUGACCAGGGAACGAUCCGCGCUAUUGAUGGCUUUCUCACGGUGCCCGAAAGCAUAUCCACAACUAUCGCCAAGAUAGGAUUUGGGCCCUUCACAGAAUUCCUCGAGAGUACCGGCAUUCUCAGUAUGAUCAAUGGCAUGCCAACCCUCACCCUUCUAAUCCCCACAAAUUUUGCUCCUCCGUCCCCUGACCAGUUUGAUGAGUUCAUACAAAUAAUGCAACAACAUGUUCUCAUCGAUUUCCCGGGGUACACCUCGAUGCUCGAGGAUGGACAGUCAUAUCGCACGCUUGCUGGCCCUGGGAAGGAUGUCACUGUCCAAAUUAGGGGAGACUCCUACUUUAUCAAUGGUGCUCGAAUUGUCCAAGCAAACAUAAUUGUCGGCAAUGGGGCUAUCCAUGUGCUCGAUAGGAUGGUGAACGCACCCCCGGGCCAAUUGCCGCUAUCAUAGACCAGCUUAGACCAACCCCCUUACUAUUAAUAUAUCCUUUUUCAUUCACAUUUUCAUUGGAUCCAUUUUCCGAGGUUAUAAUGGUUGCACCAGCUGAAUGGGAAAUGGUAGCUGUGUUUAAUGAAGUUUACGACAUAGUGAACAGCUACCUUGUUUUUUUGUUCCUUUCCUUGUGGCUCCCUCACGCUUCCUUUAUUAUGCACAAUUUCAUGCCUAAUCGAUGGAAUAGACAUCAUUAACAAGCUUCUUACUGCGUUGAACUCUGAUAUGCCCCUUCUAGAGUGGGCCGUCUUUCAUAUAGCCUAACAUAUAAGCUUAAAUCUUAGCCCCCGGGCCAGAAACUGAUGCGCCCGGCCACCUCCGCAAAUAACUUAAGAGCACCAAUCUACAGGAUUUUACCCAAACAAGUGUGAGAAUGUAGCCAAUAUUUACUGCACAAUUUUAGUCUCGUGGAGAAGAUCGCAUGGAAGGAUUUCAGCAAGGAUAAAACUCAUGAAAGCGUCUCAUAAAUGGUGCAUUACAUGUGCCGGUAUGAAUAGUUACCCUCACAUGGAUAGAUUCAAAAAAAAUCAGAUGUCCUGACCAUACCCAACAAACCAAUGGAGGAAAAACAGGCUCACAUGAAUACAACUCUUCGAAGAUAUCACUGGUUAUGGCUAGCUUGCGUCUCAACAACAGGAAUCCAAAGCAC
Molecule: messenger RNA, 2596 nt
Organism: Blastomyces gilchristii SLH14081
Lineage: Eukaryota; Fungi; Ascomycota; Eurotiomycetes; Onygenales; Ajellomycetaceae
Exons: 3
Coding region: 751-1905 (384 amino acids)
Source: RefSeq, a predicted model, not a curated record